Cutaneotrichosporon oleaginosum is the source of this 1340-nucleotide messenger RNA. RefSeq lists its product as uncharacterized. Gene Ontology annotation, cellular component: transcription factor TFIIH holo complex. NCBI's taxonomy places the organism in Eukaryota, Fungi, Basidiomycota, Tremellomycetes, Trichosporonales, Trichosporonaceae. Gene Ontology annotation, molecular function: cyclin-dependent protein serine/threonine kinase activator activity. Gene Ontology annotation, biological process: positive regulation of cyclin-dependent protein serine/threonine kinase activity; regulation of transcription by RNA polymerase II; nucleotide-excision repair. The record is from RefSeq and is a predicted model, not a curated record.
CUCCUCCAUCUCUGAUUCCAGCUGCACUCUCUCCUUUCCCCUCGUCUUACCUCUAUCUUGCAGCAAGAGCAGAGCGCGCAUCGCAACACAGACGCUCUUCGGCGCGGGGCCGAGCGACUCAUAUCACCGCUUCACCAUGUCAGCCCGCCCCGUCCAGCGUCGUCCACAACAUGUGGUCAAGCGACCUGGUGCGUCCGCCAUACGUCGGCCGACAAACCACGGCCCAGGCGCCAUCUCGCGCGGCAUUGUGACCCCCGGCUCCAAGAACGACGACGGGUAUCUUUACGUUGCGGGCGUCAAGGACGCCAGUAAGCGCAUGGUCGAGUAUCGGACGGAGAACGACGUGUGUCCCGUAUGCCAAACGGACAGGCAGUUCAACAAGAACCUGCGUCUGCUCGUGUCUCCAUGCUACCACAAAAUGUGCGAGUCGUGUAUUGACCGGCUGUUCACGCUUGGCCCGGAGCCCUGCCCGCAGUGCGGCAAGGUUCUACGUAAAGUCAACUUCGCACAUCAGACAUUCGAAGAUCUCAAAGUGGAGAAGGAGGUUAGCGUGCGGCGGCGCAUGAACGACAUCUACAACAAGCGUGAGGAGGAUUUCCCAACGCAGCGGGCAUACGACGACUACCUCCAAGAUGUGGAGGAUAUGACCUUCAACCUCCUAAACGACAUCGACGUGGCUGAGACGGAAGCCCGCAUCGCCGCGUACCAGAGCGAGAACGCGAGCUUGAUCACGAAGAACAAGCACAAGGCCGCGAUGGAGAGCAUGUCGGCGUCGGAGCGCGACGAGGUCGAGAAGCGCGCCAAGGCUGAGCGCGCGCGCAUGAUCGAGGAGGCCGAGCGCGUCGAGCGCGCCGCGGACGAGAAGGCCAAGGCCGAGAUCGUCGACGCCCUGUCGCGGCAGGAAGGCGGCGAGGCGCUCGCGCAGGAGAUCCGGCAGCGGCACGCCAAAGCGAAGGCCGACCGCGCCGCGGCGCUCGCCGCCGCCGUGCCGCCCAGCCUGGCGCUGCUGGCUAAAGACGACGGGCCGGUGCACUCGCCCAACUCGCCAGCUUAUGCCGGGCCAUACGUCCCGAUCCCGUACAAUGACCCUGACAAGGCGCCGUGGGCCGAGUGGUACGUCCUCAAGGACGCAUACGCAGACGGCCGCGCCGGCGUCGUCAAGGCCCGCGAGGACCGCGACAAGAUCUACCGCGCCGGCGGGUGGGAUGUGCGCGAGUACUGGGAGUACGAGGUGCGGUGCGCCAUCGAGUCGCUAUGCAUUGAGCCGCUCGAGUAAUAUCUGCAUGACAUUGUAACAUAGAUUGAUGUACACAGCUUUGCAUACUGUGAAUGGCUAUGGG